Messenger RNA from Megalops cyprinoides (Indo-Pacific tarpon), 765 nucleotides. RefSeq names its product V-set and transmembrane domain-containing protein 2A-like. The record is from RefSeq and is a predicted model, not a curated record. The coding region runs from base 1 to 765 and encodes 254 amino acids. The transcript has 5 exons. Lineage: Eukaryota; Metazoa; Chordata; Actinopteri; Elopiformes; Megalopidae.
AUGAUGUGGACUUUUCAUGGCUGCAUUGGAUUUGUUAUCUGCUCCAGUUUCUGCAUACUGCUUGGGUUCUCCUUCCAAGGACGUUUUACUGAGCUGCCCUCGAAUAUAACAGCUGAAGAAGGUCAAAAUAUUGAGAUGGCGUGUGCCUUUCACAGUGGUGCAUCAUCCGUUUACCUGGAAAUCCAGUGGUGGUUCUUCGGAGUUCCUGAGGACACCAACAGCAGCGAGGAGGACACUGACACGCAGAUGGACUCAAUAUCAGAAAGCGAUCCAGAUGAUGAGGGCACAAAAAUAAGUACAGUGAGGGUACAAGGAAACGACAUCUCCCACAGGCUGCACAUAUCCAAAGUGGUCAGGAGUGAUGAGGGUCUCUAUGAGUGCCGAGUGACGGACGCAAACUACGCAGAGCUGCUGGAUUAUAAAGCUGGGGCGUACCUCCGGGUCUCUGGCGCCGCUCGGCCAUGGAGCGGCGUGCUGACCAAGACGUCCCCUUUGCACCUGACGGAUAAGAAGCGCCGGAAAGGCCUCUCGGAUGCUGCACGUGACGGAAGAGUGAGCUCAGGGAACCCGCUGGCCCACCCUGCAUCGGGCCCUCACACUUCACCCUCUGCUGAGCCGAAACAUGGGCCCUCUUCAGGCAGGACAGCGCAGGUGACCCUGGGUGCCCGAUUCAUUCUAACGGCCCUCAUUAGAGGCAUCAUUUCCCACCACAAGCAGAAGGACGACACCUGCUAUGCAGUGAGCACAGAGAAUCACCACAAAUAG